CGGAAAGCCUGAGCCAACCAUGGAGAGGGACGGCUGCAGCGGGAGCCACCGGGGCACCAAGGAGAGCCGCGCGGGAACCGGCAAGGAGCAGGGCUAUGGGGACACUGCCGGGGACCCAAAGGCGGCUGUGAACAUGCUGGCUCCCCUGGACUUGGGGGACGAGCAGGAGCCUGAAAAAGGCGCGCGGGCGCACAAAGCCAAGGAUCCCAACACAUACAAAGUGCUUUCCCUGGUGCUAUCUGUCUGCAUGUUAACAACAAUUCUUGGCUGUAUAUUUGGAUUGAAACCAAGCUGUUCCAGAGAAGUCAAAAGUUGCAAAGGUCGCUGUUUUGAGAGGACAUUUGGGAACUGUCGCUGUGAUGUUGCCUGUGUAGAACUUGGAAACUGCUGUCUAGAUUACCAGGAAACGUGUAUAGAACCAGAGCAUAUAUGGACUUGCAGCAAAUUCAGGUGUGGCGAGAAAAGACUACCCAAAAGUCACUGCUCCUGUACAGAUGACUGCAAAGAAAAGGGUGACUGCUGUAUUAACUAUGACUCUGUUUGCCAAGGUGAGAAAAGUUGGGUAGAAGAAACAUGUGAAAACAUUCUUGAGCCUCAGUGUCCAACAGGGUUUGAAGUCCCACCUACCAUUUUGUUUUCCUUGGAUGGCUUCAGAGCAGAAUAUUUGCACACUUGGGGUGGACUUCUUCCUGUUAUUAAGAAACUACAAAAUUGUGGAACAUACACUACAAAUAUGAGACCAGUAUAUCCAACAAAAACCUUUCCUAAUCACUAUAGCCUUGUCACGGGUCUGUAUCCUGAAUCUCAUGGAAUCAUUGACAACAAAAUGUAUGACCCACAAAUGAAUGCUUCCUUUGCACUUAAAAGUAAAGAGAAAUUCAACCCAGAGUGGUAUAAAGGAGAACCUAUUUGGCUUACAACUAAGUAUCAAGGUCUUAAAUCUGGCACAUUUUUUUGGCCUGGAUCAGAUGUGAAAAUUAAUGGAAUUUUUCCAGAUAUCUAUCAAAUAUAUAAUGGUUCCAUCCCAUUUGAAGAAAGAGUUUUGGCUAUUCUUCAGUGGCUAAAACUUCCUAAAGACGAAAGACCACACUUUUACACUCUGUAUUUAGAAGAACCAGAUUCUUCAGGUCAUUCAUUUGGACCCGUCAGCAGUGAAGUCAUCAAGGCGUUACAAAGAGUUGACAACAUUGUUGGCAUGUUGAUGGAUGGUCUUAAAGCAAUGAACUUACACAGAUGCAUAAACCUUAUUCUUGUGUCAGAUCAUGGAAUGGAACAAGGUAGCUGUAAAAAAUAUGUCUACCUGAACAAGUAUUUGGGGGAUAUUAAAAAUGUCAAAGUAUUUUAUGGUCCUGCAGCUCGACUGAGAAUUUUUGAUGUUCCAGAUAAUUAUCAGACUUUUAAUUAUGAAGACAUUGCCAGAAAUCUUUCUUGCAGGGAACCAGAUCAGCACUUCAAACCUUAUUUGAAACAAUUUUUACCCAAGCGGUUACACUUUGCGAAGAGUGAUAGAAUUGAGCCCUUGACAUUCUACUUAGAUCCUCAGUGGCAACUUGCAAUGAAUCCAGCAGAGAGAAAAUAUUGUGGAUCUGGAUUCCAUGGCUCAGAUAAUAUAUUCUCAAAUAUGCAAGCUCUCUUCAUUGGCUAUGGACCUGCAUUCAAGCAUAAUACUAAAGUUGAACCCUUUGAAAACAUUGAAAUUUAUAACUUAAUGUGUGAUUUACUGAAUUUGGAACCAGCUUCAAAUAAUGGAACUCAUGGAAGUCUUAACCAUCUCUUAAAGAAACCUGUUUACCUACCAGAGCAUCCCAAAGAAGUAAGCCACCUGGCAAAAUGCCCUUUCACAAAGAAAACAAGAGAGAACCUUGGCUGCUCAUGUGACUCGGUUUCAUCCACAAUGGAUUUUCAAUCAGAGUUGAAUAUGACUACAGAAGAAGAAAAGAUGAUCAAACGUAAUAUCCUGCCCUAUGGAAGGCCUAGGGUACUCCAGAAGAACAGCACUUUUUGUCUUCUUUACCAACACCAGUUUGUAAAUGCAUAUAGCCGUGACAUCACAAUGCCACUCUGGAGUUCCUACACCGUUGGCAAAAAUGACAGUUUCUCUACAGAAGACUUUUCAAACUGUUUCUACCAGGAUCAUCGAAUACCUCCAAGUCCCAUCCUGAAGUGUUCAUUUUAUAAAAAUAACCCAAAGCUAAGUUAUGGAUUCCUCUCCCCUCCACAACUUACUAAAGGCAGCAAUAAUAGACAUCAUGAAGCCCUGCUUACCAGUAACAUAAUACCAAUGUACCAGAGUUUUCAAGUCAUAUGGAAUUAUCUCCAUAAUAUCCUACUCCCAAGGUACGCUGGAGAAAGGAAUGGAAUCAAUGUAGUCAGUGGUCCUGUGUUUGACUCAGAUUACAAUGGAUUGUAUGAUAGUCCAGAUAUACGGAAACGAAACAGCAAACGCAUCAAUAAUCAAGAAGUCCUGAUACCCACUCACUACUUCAUUGUUCUAACAAGUUGUAAAAAUAAAACCCAGACUCCCUGGCGGUGUGAGAAUUCUUUAGAGACCCUCGCUUUUAUUGUUCCUCACAGGGCAGACAACAGUGAAAGUUGUACUCGUGGAAAGCAGGAAUCCUUGUGGGUGGAAGAGCUGCUGAGGCUUCAUAGAGCCCGGGUCACUGAUGUCGAACUUAUCACAGGACUAAGCUUCUAUCAAGACAGAAAAGAGGCAGUCUCAGACAUUUUAAAGCUGAAAACAUAUUUGCCAACAUUUAAUCAAGAAGACUGAUUUUUUUUCCUGCCAUGUUUCUUUGUGAGAGGACUUUAAAUUUGAAAGAAAAAAAAGGGUUCAAUAGUGUUCUCUUCCCAGUGUCAUAUAUUAGCAUGUUGAUUGGAAACAUUCAGCCAAAAGCAGAAUUGGGAAUUGUCCAUGUGACACUCGUAUCUCAGGGAAACUUGCUGGACUAAGCACAACAUUAGGAGGGAGCUCCUAAUGUCUUACACAUAUAUGGAUAUGUAAGAAUGGCAUGCGUUGUUCCAGUGCUGGGGACAAAGUCAAAGAUGAUGUAGAACUGCUUUUCCACUUCUCUUUGUCCUGGGAGGAGAAGAGCAAGUAAAUUAAAAAAUCUUCUGGAAGUCAGAUUUUUAUUUUUAUUUUUCAUGAUUAAUGUAUUCACAUAAAGUCUGUGGAAACAAG
Molecule: messenger RNA, 3178 nt
Organism: Trichosurus vulpecula (common brushtail)
Lineage: Eukaryota; Metazoa; Chordata; Mammalia; Diprotodontia; Phalangeridae
Gene: ENPP1
Product: ectonucleotide pyrophosphatase/phosphodiesterase 1
Exons: 25
Coding region: 20-2770 (916 amino acids)
Biological process (GO): inorganic diphosphate transport; immune response; ATP metabolic process
Cellular component (GO): cell surface
Molecular function (GO): nucleic acid binding; dinucleotide phosphatase activity; metal ion binding
Source: RefSeq, a predicted model, not a curated record